Coccinella septempunctata (seven-spotted ladybird) is the source of this 542-nucleotide messenger RNA. Its product is annotated as endocuticle structural glycoprotein ABD-5-like. Lineage: Eukaryota; Metazoa; Arthropoda; Insecta; Coleoptera; Coccinellidae. The record is from RefSeq and is a predicted model, not a curated record. Gene Ontology annotation, molecular function: structural constituent of chitin-based larval cuticle. The coding region runs from base 24 to 422 and encodes 132 amino acids. The transcript is spliced from 2 exons. Gene Ontology annotation, cellular component: chitin-based extracellular matrix.
AUUUUCAGAUUUCAAUCACGUUGAUGUCAUGUGUUAUUAGCGCACCCGUCGGAAACGAUGCCGAUGCUACCAUAAUCAGUUAUGAAUAUGAGCAGAAGGAAAACGGAUACUUUUUCUCUUAUACAACUAGCAACGGAAUCACAAGGGAGGAAAACGCUGUGAUAAUAGAUGAUCCUAAUGGAAAAAAUGAUGAAAAUCAAAUUAUAAGAUUAAAUGGAUAUUAUUCUUACACAGAUAAGGAUAAUAACCUAUAUCGAGUAGAUUAUGUAGCCGACGAGAAUGGGUACAGGAUCGUGGAAAAGCCUAAGGCUCCACCUACUCAAAUUGCCACCCAAGGACUAUCGAUUUCGAUACCGGCUUACAAGCCCCAAGUACAAAAAGGAAUAUCUUCAGCUGCUCUAGCUUCUCUUGGCGGGUCAUAGAAUUAGAAUUUGAAACAAAUAAACGGUAUUCCACAACAAUUUUUAAAUACUUAUCUGGCCUUACACCUCUUAUGAAAUUAACAUAUGUGCUGGUGUAUUACUAUUAAUUCUGUGAACUUC